AUGCCCGAACUCCGCGGAGCUCGCCCAUAUCGUUCCAAGCGGUUACGGCCCUGUGAUACAUGUCGCCAGCGGAAGCAUGCCUGUCAGUUGCAGGACAAACCCCCCUGUGCAUCCUGUCGGAAUCUAGGAGUCGCUUGCACGUUCAAGAACCCCCCUAGCAAACGGGCGCAGCGGAAUCAUCCACAAAAUUUCCCCGAAGUUGGACAGCCUAUGAUGAUUCAGGACCUACUGGGCCUACAGGAAUCGUCCUUGCCCGAAUUCUCCGACCUUGGAGCCGAUAUAGACUUCUUCGAAGACAUUCAGCUACCACAACUGUCACAUCCAGGGCUCUUGAGGGCAACUCCCCCACCAGUUGCUCAGAACAUACUGUGUAAUGCCGGCGAAAAUGAGUAUGUGAGUGAGAGGAGACAGCAAAAUCCAAGGGUAAGCCAGGUCUCCUUGCCUUCCACUGUGGCGCCUUUUGCAGCCGGAACGAUCGAUUCAUUUCCACCAACGUCUUUGUCGUCACUCUUCCCCGGAGAAGGCAGCUGCACCGACAGCAUACCUGCCGCUUCCCGCUAUUUGAGUGCUCAGGCCGGAGACUCAGAAGCAUCACGACUGAAACAAUCCUUAGAUAAUGCCGCGGGAUAUAGCGUGCAGUAUUCUGGGCUAUCGGGGGAGAUGGAUCCAUAUUUACUACGUCACUUUAGAUUUCCGGACGUGGGGACGGCGAAGUUCUUCAAGGUCCACUACCGUCAAUUGGCGCCUGAAAGUCCGAGUGAUAUACCCGUUCAUUUCCGACUGACAUCGCACGACAUAGCGGAUUCGUUGACUCCAGAGACAUCGCUUUCAUCGGGGCGGGAACUUCUUGAGAACCUCGUCCCCGUUCACCUUGGCGUCCGCUUAGUGGGCCUGUUUUUCCGCUAUGUCUUUCCCAGUCUGCCCGUACUCUCUCGUACAGCAUUCGGAUUAAGCAGAGACACCCUGAUACCUGACACCCAUGUAUUGCGGGAGAUGCCCAGCCAUCUGUUGGCUGCUGUUUACGCCUCGUCCCAUGAGUUUUCCAGUCACGACCCCGUUCUCUGCGUUUCAAGCACAUAUCAAAAGGUUCCCGCUGAGAAACUCUGGCGUCUUGCCUACGAGGGGAUCCACGAUGACAUCCACCGAGCACAGUUAGCCACACUGCAGACCGUUUUGCUCUAUCUACAGAAACCAUCGUUGGAGGGAGUCACCGCACUGGCGGAUACACCCUUCCACCGGUCGUGGGUUAGCCUUUUAGCCUGUUUAGCUACUAAUUUGGGUCUGAAUUUGGAUUGUCAUCGCUGGCCAAUACCCCUCUGGGAGCGGCGGUUAAGACGACGGCUCUGGUGGGCAGUGUACACUGAAACCACUUGGAAUAGCCUUUUGAUGGGGUUUCCCCAUCCUAUUAGCGAUGAUGAAUGGGAUGUCAGCCCUCUCGAUGAAAAUGACUUUGUCAUCGAUCAUCUCCUCUUACCCAACUUGGAAUCAUAUAACACAAAAUUCCCGUCUCUGUCGCCAUGUGUCUAUUGCCAUGGAGGCUACGAGUUUGUAUUCCUUGCAAGCUUAACUGUCAUCGCUUACGAUAUCUAUCGCAAGUUAUAG
Talaromyces amestolkiae is the source of this 1602-nucleotide messenger RNA. RefSeq lists its product as uncharacterized. Gene Ontology annotation, cellular component: nucleus. The record is from RefSeq and is a predicted model, not a curated record. Gene Ontology annotation, biological process: DNA-templated transcription. The transcript is spliced from 2 exons. Gene Ontology annotation, molecular function: DNA-binding transcription factor activity, RNA polymerase II-specific; DNA binding; zinc ion binding. The coding region runs from base 1 to 1602 and encodes 533 amino acids. NCBI's taxonomy places the organism in Eukaryota, Fungi, Ascomycota, Eurotiomycetes, Eurotiales, Trichocomaceae.